Molecule: messenger RNA, 393 nt
Organism: Thelazia callipaeda (thelaziosis nematode)
Lineage: Eukaryota; Metazoa; Nematoda; Chromadorea; Rhabditida; Thelaziidae
Source: the annotation of a GenBank genome assembly
AUGACUGAUGCAAAAAUCUUUGGAAUAAUCUGUCUUAGCUUGUCUAUUGCCUGCUUUCCGAAUACUGCUGAAUUCAAAUGUGCUCUAAAUAUUUAUUCGAUCAAACAUAUAUUUUUGGUUAUUUGCGUGAAUGCUUGCUUACUUAUUACUACGACAACUUUAACUUUAUGCCACUUAUUUAAUAUACCUGAGGCUUCUUAUCGAUUCAGUCUUGCUCUUGUGGAAAAAUUUCACGUCUUAAUAGCAUUUAUGCUUUAUGGCAUUGGAAUGGAAGUGAUUUUUGUUUCAAUUCCACCCAAUAAAAUUAUACUUCCAUGGAUGAUCCAAUUGAAGAUAAUCGAAAGUAAAAGAUUUGGUAAAAGUAAAUCUGAGCAAUUAAAAAGUAAUAACUGA